CUAAUAUUCAUCCUUCUGUCUCUGCUGUUCACUCCCCUGCUGUUCACUCCCCUGCUGUUCACUCCCCUGCUGUUCACUCCCCUGCUGUAACCAAUACAUCCAGUCUUAAAGCACCUUCCUCGUCUACAUUGCACCCUAAUACAUCCCCAGGAAGUGUCACUGGGUCAUCUAUUAGUCAAAGGGGAAUCCUUAAAGAAUCCAAAAGCUAUCAUCAUGCAUAUGAAGACCAUGCUAGGAAAUUGAUCAAGUCAUCUAAGAAAACAUUCACCCCACCUGAAAACACAACUCCUUUACCUCACGAAGGAUCUUCAACAUAUGAGGACAAUGAAUCUGCCCAUCAUAAGAAAAAGAAAAUUAGUCUUGACAGCUACAAGCAAAUUAGACAUGAUAAAAACUAUAUAUGUAAUGAAAAGGCCUAUAAAGAUGGGUUAGGUCGUAAGAAUGAAUUCAACCCUGAUUAUGGUAAUGAAAAUGUACAUGACAAUACUAAUAAUGGUGGUGAAUACAACUAUAAUACAGUGUACAGUGCCAAUGAAUCUAAGAACAUGAAAGACCACCAACAGUAUGGUGCAUCUAAUGCACAACAUGCUAAACAAGCCAGCCAUGAGACCUACCAAAGAGAUUUAUACUUGUAUGGCAGAGACCAAGCACAGAUAGGCUAUAAUCAAUACCCAAAAGAUCAGCAUGUUGAAUUUCAAGAUCCCCUUUAUCACAAGCAUCAAAUGGGCAAGCAAGCUGAUCAAGAUCAGUAUACAAAAAAUGAGAACCAGUUACAACAUACAUUUGAAAAAAAUAAAAUUGUUGAAAAUAAAGAACAUCAUAGUAAACCAUCUGAAACUUAUAACCGACAUCAAGCUAAUGAUAAAAACAUGAGCCAUCAGUUUUUGACACCAUCAGUAAAUGAAGUAAAUAAGCGUUUGUAUAUGGAACAGGUUAAAGGUCAGCUUCAAAAAGAUGAGCAUUUAGAUUACCGUCACCCACGUGUUCAGCAUCAUGGAUAUCAACCAUAUAAUAGAGGCAAUCAACAGCAUGAUAGAUUGUAUUUUGAUGAUGUUCAGAGGCUAUAUCCAGGUCACAUAAUGCCAGAUCAAGGAUUUCACAAUAAUGCAGAAAGUCAAAAUACUUUUGUUCAUAGUGAGGCAAAUCAACCUGUCUAUCACAGUGAAAUUCAACAUCAGUCAACAGAUGAUGGUUUCAAUGCAUACCAAGAUCACAUUCAAGGAAGACCAUAUAGGAAUGAGCCAGUUUAUCAUACUGAACUCAUACAAGAUCCAAGUAAAAAGCCUUUUAGCAAUAUUGAUGCAGAUUAUAAGAGACAAGAGAAAAGUGCUAGUGUAUAUGAAGAUAAUUUUCAAGAAACAUUUGAAUCUGAUUAUAAUGAGUAUGCCAAUGACAGGCUUGUUAAUGUAACGACUGAAAAUAAGUCUAAUGAGAAUGAAGACAAUCCUACCCUUGUUGAAGAACUUGCUAGAGUUAUGAGUGGCAGGCCAGUUCAGAAGUCCUAUGAGUCGGCUGUAAGACCUGAGGAUAUUAUACCGAAUAAACAGAAUGCAGAAGAAAAUUCAAAUGUAAACUCAGCAAAGGGGUUUAAAAAGCCGCAUUACACAACACAAGGAAUGGAUUUACCUGGUCAUAUUUUAAAGCAAAUGGGUUUAGAUACAUCUGACAAAAUUGUCACUUAUAAACCAGAAACAAUUGUAUUUGGCGAGUCUGUACUACCAACAAAAUCAUCACCAAAAGAUGCUGCAGUUCACAAGUCCCUACCAAUGGUUUUAACAACAGCCAGUUCAAGCAGAACUUCAAAACCAGUUGCUUCUCUGUCAAGAGGCCAGUCUCCUGGCAGCUCAGCAGAGGAGGCCUCUCAGUCCCAAGAUGAUACCACAAAUGUUCAAGGUGAAACCUCAGAGCUUGACUAUAACAGAGACUUAACACUACCCAAAGAUGCAGUGCAGGGUUUAAAGUCUGUGAAACCACGAAGAGCUUCAAAAGAAGAGCAAAUUGAGAAUGAAAGGAAAUUUAACCUAAGAAAGGUAUUGUAUAAAGGAUUUGCAGAGGCAGAUGCUGAGAAUGAAUCUGGAUCAGAUGAUGACAGCAUUUAUAAUCUGGUGAUCGAUAGUGAUGUGAAAACAGACAUUGAAAUAACUUCUAGUCAUGUUGAGCCUUCUACAGAUCAAAAAGUCAAUGUUAGGAUUUCAACAUUGAAUGAUGACACCAGAAAAUUUGAUGUUAUUGACCACGAAACAGAAUGUGAUGUGAACAAAGACACUUUUGGAAAAGAAAUGAAUGAUGGAAAUAAGGAAGAAGAUGGUUAUGCUAUUGUAGAUGGAAUUGAAAUAAAUGCAAAAAUUUAUGAUGAAUUUGAUGAGGAACCAUGCAACGAUGAGGCUGAACUGGAAGAAGGUGAGAUUCCUGAUGAUGGUGUUGAAGGGAACGAUCUAGUUGACAAAGUGCAUGAAAACGAAGGCACAAGCAACACUUUAAGAGAUGACUUUAGAAUUGUUGUAAGACAAGCUGAAGGUGACAAAGGCAAAAUCGACAGAGGGAGAAGGAUUUCAAGAGAUGUUGUGGUUCAGAGACGCCAAAGUAAAGUGGAUAGAAACAGUAAAGUUAAUGACAGAACAAAGGGAGCCUCGAGUGAAGAGAGAACUGUGUUAAUUAAAAACAAAGAGCCAACUGGGAGGUCCAAAAGUAAAGAAAAACGUGAAAGAUCUCGCAGUAAAGAGAGGGAAAGGAGAUCCAGAAGCAGAAGUAGAGGAAGGAGAUCUAAGAGUGAAGAAAAGAAGACCAAGGAUCAAGGAAUGCGGUCGAAGAGUGCAGAUCGAAAGAAGAGGCGAAGAUCUAGGAGUCCAAAUCGUAGAAGAACUCCAGAUCGUAGAAGAUCAAGGAGUCCAGACCGAAGAAUAAGGGAUAGAGGGAGACGAUCUCGGAGUAGAAGUCCAGAGAGGAAUGAUUGCUCAAGGAGGCCUAUUAAAAUCAAUAGAUCUUCAGAAAGGACAUCAAGAAGAGAUCGUCGAAAAAAUUCUGUUGAAGUUGUGGAUGUCAGUAGAAACAAAUCUAGCUCUUUGUCACAUGAAAAGAAACCAAAGAUUGCAGAUAGAAGCAAACAAAACCUUAAACCAACAACAUUACUAGAGGAUAUGAUAUCGAAAAAUGCAAAAGUGAAAGACAAUACAACAGAAGUCCAAAACUCUGAUGCAAAAAUCACUUCAGAAAAUUUCAUUGUUACAAAAACUAUAAGUACAAUGGCAAAGGACAAAGAUACAAUCCUAAUUGAAGAUGAUCCUAUUGUUGUUAUUGAGGAUGAUGCUAUUGUUAUUGAGGAUGACACUGUUGAAAAGCACAAGUCUGCUAAAAAAGCCAUGUCUUCAAACAUAGAUGUCACUGUGGUUAGUCAUACUCCUACUGACUCAAACAAAGCCAAGCCCAAAGUAAAAGAAGACAUUCCAGACAUGUCUGAAGUAGAUAAGCUCAAUAAAUUAAUGGAACUCCAGAGAAUACUGAAAGAAGAGCAAGCUGCUAGAGAACAAGCAAGAGAAGAGAGUCUCAGUAAAAGAAAGGUUAUUUUAGAAUCAAUUCCAGCUGCAGCACCUAGCAAUAAAACAUUAACACCUUUUGUGGCUUCCCUUGUGACGACUCCAGAAAUACCAUCACAAAGCAGUAACACCAGAAAUGUUGUAAUUGAGCCAAAACCAACGGAGGCUGAGCUGUCAAAAGAGCAGAAGCGAAAAGUAUUAGUAAAUGCUCUUAUACCUACUAAUGUUAUCCAACCACCAUGGCCUCAUCCAAAACAUCAAAUAGGGACCCCUAAGAUAUCUUUUAUCAAUGAAGGUCCUGAUGGUCUUGAAGAGAAAACUCGUAAGACUAGUGAUAAGACUAGUGAUAUUGGUUCAGAUAUGGAGAUCGAUGAGAGCGUAUCUGCAAAUAAUACACCAAAAGCAGAUUCUGGGAGAAGUACCCCAAAAAUAGUAUAUGUUAAUACAGAAACACCCCCUUCCAAAGUUCAAACCCCCCCUUCCAAAGUUCAAACCCCAACGGCACCUCCAGGGGAUGUUACUCCUGGGAAUAUUCAACCUGCUAAAGUUAGAUCAGGAAGUGGGAGUUCAACCCCAUCAUCCAGGACUAGCACUCCAAAGAUAACUUAUGUAAAUGAGUCUGUAAAACAAAUGCCUUCAAAUACCACACCAGACUCAUCUGUGAAACCUAGGACCACGGAAUUGGAUGAAGAGCCUGUUGAACAUAUAACUGAAGAUGCAACUCAAAAGCAACCAUCUGUUGAACCAUUAUUGGAACCUUCUUUAAAAAGAUCUGGUGGAGUUGGGACACCAAAGAUAUCCUUUGUGGGGUCUAGCAACUCUCCAUCACAACGGAACACCCCAAAAAUAUCACAUGUAGGACCCGAGGGUAAUGUUAAGCUACAAAGCCCCAAGAUUUCAUAUGUUGGGAGUAAAUUGCCAUCACUGUCUAUGUCAAAUGCUGACCUUAGUCAGUCAUGGCCUGCCAAUAUGUCUAGGACAUCUACCCCAGAUAGGGCACGUUCUAACUCAAUUGAUGAGCAGACAUUGGCCAAGAAGAGGAGGUUAAAUGAUGAACAAGAUCCAGAACAAAAUAUUACCAGAAGAGUUGUAUUAAUUGACAAAGGUGAUGAUGAUGAUGCAAGCAAGGGGCCUCCAGUUAUUGAUUCUUCUACUAAGGGGUCUUCAAAUACCACCAAUUACCCGUCUACUACACAGGAUUUUGUGGAUCAGGCUGCCAAUUUUACACCCGCAGUCCCUACUGAAGAUCUGUUUGACACUGCAAUAGGCUACGGCGACAUGGACCAUUGUCAGGAUGAACAAACAGAAACAGACUCGGAGGAUGACAUCUAUUCAAGCAUGGACUGUGUGGACCCCUACAACAUCAAACCAUCUGAUAGUGUGUCCAACCAUGGCUCAGAUGAUGAGGACUAUGCUGAUACCAGUCAAAUCUUGCCAGAUGAGUUUGUCUUAGACACAUCUUACAUGAGUGAAAGGGAUUCUUUUCUUGGAGAUGAUCAGUGUUCUUACUUGGGUGCCUCAUUAGCGUCAUUCCGUACAACACAUACUUCAAUAGACAUGGAAAAUGAUGAUGCUGUGAGCAUUUUUACGACAAAAUCAACGAUCAUACAAAAACGGAAAAAGGCUUCCCAGGAUUCAUCAGCAGCGAUUGACGACCCAGAUGACACUCUCAUUCUCAAUGAACCAAUGGAAAUAGAGGAUCCUCAAGAUGGAGGUAUUGUUGAAACGAAUCCAUCUGCUUCUCCGAGUUGUCAUAUAUUUGGUGAACCAAUGAUGGAGGGAUUGUCCCAACUCCAUGCUAGAGCUAAAGAACAUGCAAAAGCAGCACAGAGGAGAGCAUCAUCAGGCCAAGAGGCAAUAGGCUCAAGCUACUCUCAGAACAAUGUUCCAGAGAAAUCCCGGGAAGAGCUGGAAAUAGACAGGUUGAAUGCCAAGUUCCAGCCAGUAAUUGAUCUUUGCAAAAUAGGGAACCAUAACAAUGCCUGGUUCAGAUUCAAGGCCCUUACCAAAGGUAACUAUGUGGUGCCCACCAGCAAGGUUUUGAUUGCGCUAUUGGAUGUAUUCGCUUCAAACAAGAUGUUAGAUAAAUCAACUGAGGUCCUGAACAUUGCUCUUGGCCUACAGUCAAUACCUACAAAAGUGUGUGAAAGAUUCAUAGAGUUAUGGCAGAAUGACAAGGAUCGUACAAUGCCACAAUUCAAAUAUAUGAUUCAGAUAUUGCAAAAGCAUAACCAGGUGCUGUCAGCUGUCUACAUGGACUUCUUAUUACAAACAUUCUGCAGAGCUAACCUAUGGCCAGAUUUCUGGAGAAUGAUAAACCAAUGUAAGGUCCAUAAAGUCCAGAUCACUCCAGCUGUCGCGAAAAUGUGCAUGUUAGAUCAUGUGGGUGGAGACAAUAGAAAUAAUGACGGACAUAGGGCGGAGGAGCGCCAGGGUGAGCAAACUGGCAGAGGCAAUACCUCUAUCGGAAACUAUAUUCAAGAAAUAUCGAAUUCAUUUCAUAGUCACAAUGCGACAAACUUGCUCAGAUUGUAUAAGAUGGUUGCUGAGAAGUCUGGUCUUUUGAAGCAAUGCUACAGGAAAGCGUACGCAGAUGGAUUUAUAAACCUUGGUUGUCAUGGCAAUGCCAUGAUAGUUAAAAUCCAGAUGUUCGUAAAGGGACUGAUGGUUAAAAAAAAUGCACAUAACAUGCCCGAAGCACUAAGAAAUAAUGCAAGUUACACAUUGGGUCGGAUCCUCUCUCCAGUAUUACAGCAUGUACAUAGCCACCACCAGUACAUGUUAGGUUUAAAGGUACUAAAGCUUUGCCGAGUACAUAAUAUAGUAUGGCCGAAGGAAACGUCAAGCACACACAACCUCACAUACGUCAUCGCUGACCUACUCAUUAGAGACAAUAAUGAACAGCAGGCAAUUGACAUUUUGAAUGAAUUUAACUGGCCGUCACCAACAGCUGAGUCCCGUGCGCUCCGCUAUACUGUCUUGACAUCACUCCUUGAGAGUAUGAUGUCUCAGAAGAAGCUCUCCACCAGUGUGAAGAUCUUCAGCAAAUUACUUGACACACGGAAAGAAGAUGAAGCUGUACCAAGCAUUGCGGCAUAUCCUCUGAAGGUUCACGAAAUCUAUGAAACAAUCCUCAACACAAGUCUAAAAAUUGGUGACACAGAAAACUUUUUGGGAAUAUUCCGACUUCAGUCCAGCAUCGGUGUUAAAAUCCCUAUGCAAAAAUGGAUGAACCGUAUCUUAGUAACACUUAUUGCUGAUAAAAACAUCAAAAAUGGACGAAUCUGGUUUUUGAUGUCGGUCAAGGAAGGUGUAUAUAUGAAAUCAGUUGGUAAUAUUUUGAACACAAAGACAAUCGUUGUCAACUGCGGCCACCUUAGGCAGGAAAUGUAUUAUAUGAUAGAAGAAGGACUUGCGAGACUCUACUCAGGUUUACAUGCUAAAUGCGAUGCGGGACGGAAGCUUAAUGUUUCCGAUUUCCAAGUGAAUAUCAAUAUAAUGCAGAGUAAGGAUAGACUCACAGAGAAUAGUCCAAUGUUGAGUACAGAUACACGUAAAGAAGCGGUCCAAGAGAGGAUUAGGUCUGUGCUCUUAGAUCUAUUGAAACCACCAAUCAAAUGUUUGCGAACGGAUGACGGUGUAUGCGUUGUGCCUCAGUCUCUGCAGGAACACUUUGAAAUGUCUGAGAAUCAUUAUAGAAGUUAUGAAAGAGAGUUUAUACUACAACAGCCUAGGGAAAUGGUGGGCCCAUCUCACCCGCAACCACAACCGCAUGAAUCUCAGCAGUCUGAUAUGCUACAGUAUUCAGAGCCUCAUCAUAGUGCUACUGAAGCACAUGGUGCUGUGUUACCAGGACAACAUGAUGCUAUUGAGACACAACAAGGUGCUCUGUUACCAAGACAACAUGCUGCUAUUAAGAUACAACAAGGUGCUCUGUUACCAAGACAACAUGGUGCUAUUGAGACACAACAUGGUGCUCUGUUACCA
This is a messenger RNA of Owenia fusiformis, 7520 nucleotides long. NCBI's taxonomy places the organism in Eukaryota, Metazoa, Annelida, Polychaeta, Sabellida, Oweniidae. The record is from the annotation of a GenBank genome assembly.